Engraulis encrasicolus (European anchovy) is the source of this 2321-nucleotide messenger RNA. RefSeq names its product cathepsin J-like. The transcript is spliced from 4 exons. Gene Ontology annotation, biological process: proteolysis. The coding region runs from base 10 to 357 and encodes 115 amino acids. The record is from RefSeq and is a predicted model, not a curated record. Gene Ontology annotation, molecular function: cysteine-type peptidase activity. Lineage: Eukaryota; Metazoa; Chordata; Actinopteri; Clupeiformes; Engraulidae.
CCAUAAUCUAUGUCUAUGGAAUGGUCCCCUGCCCCAGCGGAGAUCAGGAGAUCACCACGCAGGAUGCCAAUACUCCUGCAGAGACCCGUUCCUUCACAUGUGGACUGGAGGGAAGCAGGCUGGGUGACUCAAGUCAAGAUGCAGUCGCUGCCUGCCACUAUAGCCUACGAGCCCCGCUAUCGAGCUGCCAACUGCACCGGCUACAGCUGCCUGCCAAAGGGUGACGAGGAGGCUCUGAUGGCGGCAGUUUCCCACGUGGGUCCCAUCUCUGUUGCCAUCGACGCCUCUCGGCUGACCUUCAUCUUCUACCACAGUGGCGUGUACAAGGCGUGUCCCCUUGUGCUCCAAGAAUGGUAACCAUGGAGUUCUGCUCGUAGGCUAUGGAACCCUGAAGGGCCAUGACUACUGGCUGGUUAAAAACAGUUGUGGCAAACACUAUGGUGGGAAGGGCAACUUGAAAAAGGCAAAGAACAAAGGCAACGAGUGUGGCAUUGCCCUACCCCUGGCAUGGCCACAGCACUACCCCUCUUACCCAAAAAUGUGAACUUGAUGGAUACAGCUUCUAUAUUGUUGCAAAUCCUUUUAAGGGCUGCCCAGAAACCAGCAGUAACUAAGGCACUUCAAAGGAAACAAGAUUGCAACCCUAAUUGUAUUGGACACAGAACUGCCAUCACCACAAAGUUAAUCCAUUCAAGAAUGUAUACAACUGCCAGGGAUAAUAAAGCACACUUUACCUCAAGUCCAUGCAAUUAAAAAAUAGAGUUUAUGGAAUAGAACAUUUAACACUGGCAUUGUUCAGACUUAACCCUUACACUGUUGUCUCCUAAUUAACUGGUGUGCCUUGGAAUACAAACUUGUGAAGGAGUGGCACAGGAUUACUUAAGUCUCCGCUGUUUGUUUGAUCUUUGAGUUUGUAAAUGGCAAAGGUGAUCUGGAGAACAGGUUAUGUGUGUAAAUGGUUCCUGCUUCCUUUUUGGCUCUUUGUAGGCUACUGGGCAUGCUCAGAAGGAGUGGUAACAAGAAACUGCCUUGGCCAAUCGCCACAAGUUUCCUGACCUUCGGUGUUGGAUAUUAUUGCCCACAACUUCCUUCACUCACAAUAAUUGUCCAGACUUUGUCUGUUUGAACUGUUCACAACCCCACACCACUAGUGUGAGUGAUUUGUCGACCACAUUACGGUUGAUCUGACCUUUUCAAUUCAACUCCUGAUUGUUUAUUUUGACUAAUAUCCUGUUUUGCUAGCCGUAUGAAAAGUCUUUUGAAGCUUUAACACCUGAUGGAAUGUGACUACAGUAGUGGGUUCAAUGAUCUAUUAUGUACGGUAGGUGUUUUCCCUCCAUCCCAAUGACUGACCAGAAGUAUUUCCUAAACUAACCCAAAUGUAACAUUGCAGGCCGUGUACCAUGUAAGAUGACUAUUUGCUCUGAGUAAAACCAUUGUCUCCUUCUGCAAAUAGAUUGAUCAAAUUGUCUUAAGCUGUACCGUAAUUUCCUUCAAAUUAAGUUGAAGUAAUUGAAGUUUCCACUUUGUUAAAACGAACACAAAAAAUGAACAGACAUGUAUCUGGCACCUUCUCAGUCUUAAGGGUCCCUUUAAUAAAAUAUCUUUCUGUAGUAGAUUUUCUGAAUGUGCGAGAAACAAUGGCCCCUGGUAACUAAAAAGGUUCAUGGUGGGGACACUACAGUAGUUUUGCUUUACAGCACUUCAAAUGGGGAAGGCAGGACUUCACCCAUUGAUAUGGGUAUACAUACAACACAGACAACCAAUCAUAAAAAAGGACUUGUGCUAGAAUAGUAUUCUACUCACAGCUAAAAUAUGCUGUAGAUUCAGAAGAAUACAAAAUGAUUUACAUGGGUGGUGGUAUAUAUCAAGACAGUAGAAAAAAGAUCCCCAAGCACCCCUGAUCAUAAAUAGAAAAAUAAAUUACUUUUUAGACUUAAACGUUUUGAUAGAAGACACAUACAUGUAGAUGCAGACACUUAAUUUUCCGUUUGCACUGCAGACCAAAUGCCUCAGGAUGUAUGACCACUAGUGAGGCAGCGCCCUAAGGCAGGUGAGAGAGAAGGAAGAACAGGAGGAAGAGAGAGAGAGAGAGAGAGGAUGAACAGGAAGAACGAGAGAGACUGAAGAACCCAUGACCACUAGUGAGACAGCACCCUGAAGCAGAAGAAGAGAUGAGGAGGAGGAAUAGAGAGAGGGGAGGAGGGAGAGAGAGAGAGAGAGAGAAGGAUGAAGAAGAAGAAAGAGAGAGACUGAAGAACCCAUGACCACUAGUGAGACAGCACCCUGAAGCAGGAGGAGAGAUGAGGAGGAGGAAUAGA